Messenger RNA from Ambispora gerdemannii, 2115 nucleotides. NCBI's taxonomy places the organism in Eukaryota, Fungi, Glomeromycota, Glomeromycetes, Archaeosporales, Ambisporaceae. The record is from the annotation of a GenBank genome assembly.
AUGACCGACAAUCAAGGCGACAAUAUGAAUUUCGGCAACAGUAGCAAUUCUACCAAUACGAAUGACUCUUUAAACACUGACAAUAACAAUAUAAGUAGCUUUAAUGGUUACAGUAUCGCACAGUUGAGUCUGAAAUUCGAUGCAUUUGCGAAAGCCAGUCAAGAAGUUUCAAAAAGCUUAGCAAACUUUGAACAAGCGUUCGAAGAUUUGCAGGGAUUUUCAGUACCUCUUUCUAGUAACCAAGAUACAUUGUCAUCUCCAUCGUUGUCAUCACCAGUGGUGCCUUCAAUGCCAACUAUUGAAAUACAAGAUGCUUCACCUCCAAGAGCUGUCCCGACGAUGGAAUCAUCAACAUCUACAACUCCGCGACCUUCAUUUCAAAAUCUGGUGUCUUCGCCGACAGCAUCCUAUACCAUGAGUUUGAGGAUGCUAGAUCAAGAACAACCUCAAUCGGAAUCUCGAUCUUCACAAACACAAUCUCAAGAACAAACACAAUUUCAUCAAAAAAUUAAAACCGAAACGGAAUUUCAAUCCUUAUCUGCACCUCGACUUCAAAAUUCCAAUAAUGGAUGGCAAAAUACACCCAACAAACGAUUUGUACCUGCUUCCAGAGUCAUCGUAGGUCAAGAUGGCCGUCUCUGGACGUCAGAAGCGCGAGUCAAACUAAUGGAUGAUUUCAUUUACUACUUUCAUAAAAGAGAAGCAGAAAAUCCUAGACUAAAUCGUUCGACUAUCGGUAAAGAAUUAAAACAAUUGAUUGGCAACGAGUCAAAUCAAGACGUCGGACUUGAUCAAUUGCAAAGCCGUGUAUGUAAAUAUUUGAAACGAUACUCGACGCCAAUCGAUCCUAUUGUUAUGCAGGCUAUCGAUAGCUGGAUUUUCAUCAGUGUCAAUAGUCCACCAAUAAAACGCCGAUAUUCUGAACCCGAGGAACCGCUUAUUCCUACCGACAAUAAUGAUAAUGAUAGAGGAUCAAGAGCAAAACGAACACUCAGAAAUUUUUCGAUUGCACAAAUUCCUUUGUUUCCGCUUACUAUUCCUACAACUAACGUCAACAAUGAUGAUAUCAAUGACGCCGAAAACACCAAUAACAAUAAUUACGACAACCAAAACAACAUGAAUAGCACCAACAAUUAUAACAGGCUCAACAGCAACAAUAAUUAUAACAGCAUCGCUCAAAUGCGGCAAAAAUUCGACGCGUUUGCGAAAGCCAGUUAUGAAGUAUCAAAAAGCCUAGCAAACUUUGAACGGGCGCUCGAAGAUUUGCAGGGAAUUUCUUUUUCUCCAUCUACUGUCAGUAAUCAAGAUUCGUUUACAACUUUGUCGCCGUCGUCACCGACGGUGCCUUCUCCGUCAACUAUAGAAGUACCAGAUUCUUCACCUUCAAGAACUGUCCCGACGGGACACUUAACAACCAACUUAAAUAAUUCUUCAGAGUCAAUUCCGCUAAUGAGAGUUGAACCUGCCGUCAUGAUUCUCGAUGAAAUAUCGAGACGAACUCCCAUGAUAAUUGAAGAAAGACCGAGACCGACAACUCCGCGAAUUUCUUCACCUGAAUUAAUUGGCAGCUUUUUAUCUUCAUCAGCUCAAUCUCAUCGUCAAAAUAUAAUGUCUCCUUUGAUAUCUCCAACUCCAGCAGAGAUCCAAAUACCCAAUAGUAUAAAUCUGAGGUUGCUGCCACGACAAACACAAUCUCAUCAAGAACCUGAAACAGAAACGGAAUUUCAAGCAUUAUCUGCACCUCAACUUCAAAGUUCCAAUAAUGAACAGCCAAAUGCACCCAAGAAACGAUUUGUGCCUACUCCCAGAGCUGUCGUUGUAGGUCAAGAUGGCCGCGUCUGGACGCUGGAAGCGCGAGUCAAACUAAUGAGUGACUUCAUUUAUUACUUUCGUAAAAGACAAGAAGAAAAUAGUAAAGUGAGUCACACCACUAUAAGUGAGGAAUUGAAAAGAUUGAUGGGUGAAGAACCAAAUGACACCAAUUCAGGGGUGAGUUUUAAUCAUCUGAAAAAACGUGUAGGUAAAUAUUUGAGACGACAACACACGCCAUCUGAUCCUGUUGUCUUGCAAUCUAUCGAAGAUUGGGUACUUUGUGAAAAGGAAGCACACAAGUAA